Linum trigynum is the source of this 2008-nucleotide messenger RNA. Lineage: Eukaryota; Viridiplantae; Streptophyta; Magnoliopsida; Malpighiales; Linaceae. The record is from the annotation of a GenBank genome assembly.
UUCCAGUCGGAGGCCGUCAAUCAAUUGUUGAGAUGAAGAGAACUUCAACUCGAGUUGGUAACGGAAGAGGUAGGUUCCCAACAGGAAGGGGUGGAAUGUAUCGCAAUGACAGCUUCAGAGGGGCCCGGGGGAACUACGGUGGAGGUGGUAGGGGUUUUGGUGGAAGACCGGAAUUUAACAACAACAACAACAACAACAGAGGUGAAUAUCCCACUGGUAGGGGAAGGGGUUAUCCAAGUGGUGGCAGAGGCGAAGGUUAUCAACAAGUUAGAGGUAGAGGCGGCCGUUCAGGUGGAGCAGCUAGGCAACCAAAUAGUGCUAAUGCCUCGUGAAAACUCCCUAUUUCUCACUGUGUUGGAGUUUUCAUUCCUCAACUGUUCAUCAAUUGUUCAUCCCGUGGGAGUAAGUAAGCGUCCUUGUUUUCCCCAUCUAUUAGAAAUAUAAAUGUACAAGUGUUUUGGGUAUUCCAGAAAUGGAUGACCUCUAGAUUUCUAUACCAGCAUGGUUGUUUGCCAUAGUGGGGUGGGAGUCCCAUUUUGUAGGCUUUAGAAUUAGGAGUAGUAGCCAUGCAGGCGUGGGGAACAUACUCAACUCAUCGGAAGUUCUUAUUCCGAUGUCGGCUGUUCGGUAGAUUUUUGGAUGUUGAUCUUGAUAGAGAAGAGGUAGUAUUAUCUGGGUAGUAUUAUCGAGUUGAAUUGCAGGUUAUGGCAAUUUGUCUGGGUUACCACCAUUUCUUUGUUUGGAAGUGAUGGGUGGACUAUUUUGUGGGAAUUUCAAUGAAUCCAAAAUUCAAAUGGUUUACUAUGACUAUCUGGAGACUGGAAGUGACAGUGAAUGUUAAAAGUGUUUGAAUUUGUCAAGCCUGAUAAACUCUCUAUGAUACUGUUGUUCAACAAUGGCGUCUAUUAGGGAGGCCCUGACGAGGGAGAAGAUCUCAGAAACGCGGCAAUGAGAAUGUUGUUUGAACUUGUGGUUUAAGAAUGUUGUUUGGUUGUUUUGUACUCGAUCGUAAACAUGCAUUUGAACGAUUAUGUAGUUAAUUCAGUAAUGUUGCAGUUUGUUGAAUUUUAUAUUAAAUAUGCCUAUUUAGUUUAUUCAGAUUUGUUAUCCGGUAUAUUCUGGUUUUAUUCCGGUAUUAUUCCGAAACGGUAUCCCGAAUCUGCCGGUACGGUUUUUUAACAAAAAAAAUAUUAUUUAAUUAGAAAAACGGUAUUUUGCCGGUACACAACAAUUGAACUAUGAUAGUACCACAAAAUACCCGACCACUAGCGGAGCCGGUAUGACUUCCGGUACGAUUUUCUUUACCAUGUCUGUAAUUCUUCCGAAUUACGAAUAGUAUUCAAAUUCCUCGUUUUUCAAUUAUCUAAAGCAUUCGCUAAAGGGUUGAAGGGAGAUAGUGCAUCAAGCUGUUCGCAAAGGGUAAAAAGUGGAAUUUGUGCUUGUGGAAAUUAUCGAGUAAUCGGAGAUGGAAAAGAAAACCCAAAGUUUUGUGAACAAUGCGGAGUUGAAUUUGUUGAUUCUCGGAUACGAAGGUAUCAAAUGGGCUACAUCAAACUGGCAUGUCCGGUAACUCAUGUGUGGUAUUUAAAGCGUGGUUGUCAGCAGAUAAGCGUGAGUCUUUUGAAAUUGUUGUACUGUCCUUUGAAGAAAUCCCGACCAAUGAUAUUAAUUAUUUUUAGUCAUCAAACUUGAACUUCUUAAUAAUCUAAGUCACCAACCUUGAAAUUUACCCGACAAUAAAAUUAGAAAGAAUUGACGGUUCAAAAUGUGGGAUACCCUAAAGUUAACAAGAAGAACUUCCCGCGCGAGAGGGUUCUAGGUGGGCGUAGAGGCGAGGAUUUGGCGCCAAGAAUUCAAGUUUGGAAAAGAGAAGUGAGGCGGGUUGCAAAACAGGCCAGCCACGCACCACGUAGGCCCAACAAUCUUCUGGUGUGGACACGAACGCCCAACAUCCCUGCUCAUCUGGAACUCUCUACACCACAAAACACAAUACAAUACAAUACAAUAC